AACAACUUCCUGGUUUGGCUCAGAGGCUUGAGAAACACUCUAGGGGUCUGGAGGAGCUUUCAAGCUGCUUUAUUUGGGUUACUCCCCGAGACCGGGCACUUGUGGUGUAGACGUAGACCUACCAAGGGCUAAAAGUGGCUUCUCUUGCCCCUCAAGGUCAGGACCGUCUGCUCAGAAGGAAGCCGGUCUCCCAGCUGCCCCCAGGCCAUUCCCACAGCAGCUCGGAUGGUGGGUCAAGAGGCUGUGCCCUGCCCCCCUGGAACUCGGUCAAGUGGACCACCCAGCUGUAUGAAGGGAAGAUAAUCCUUCACUUCUCCACAGGGCAGGCUGACGAUGGCUAAUUACACGUUGGCCCCGGAGGAUAACUAUGACGUCCUCAUAGAGGGGGACCUGAAUGACGACGAAAUAGAAACGUGCCACCCAUACGACGCCAAGGUUCUCUUGAGCCGGGUGGUCCCCAGGCUCUUCAUCCCUGUGCUCCUGGCCGGACUGCUAGGCAAUAUCUUGACUGUGCUCAUCCUGGCGAAGCACAAAGGACUCAGGCGCACGGAAAAUGUCUAUUUCCUAAACCUGGCAGUUUCGAAUUUAUGUUUCUUGCUCUCCUUGCCUCUCUGGGCCUACACCGCGUCCCAUGGGGGGGUUCUGGGCAGCCCCGUGUGUAAAACUCUCGUCGUAUUUUCCUCCAUAGGCCUGUACAGUGAGGCUUUUUUCAACGUCCUUCUGACCGUGCAAAGGUACCUGGUGUCUUGCAACAUGAGAAGGUUUCCCCCGACCAGGACGGUGCGCUGCAACAUCGCCUCGACUGUUCUGGUGUGGGGCCUGGCCACGCUGGUCAUUUUGCCUGAAUCCGUGUUUUACAAACCUCAGACGGAGAGCCAGAAAUACGAGUGCUUUGUUAGCAGCCCUCCCUUCCUGCCAGCUGAGGAGACUUUCUGGAAGCAUUUUCUGACCCUGAAGAUGAACAUCCUGGGCCUUCUUUUCCCAAUGUGCGUUCUCACGUUUUGCUACACGCGUUUGCGAAAAACGCUGAGCUUUAGGGGGAGGAGGUAUGACCCUCACAAGCUCGUGUUUGCCAUAGUGGUUGUUUUCCUCCUGAUGUGGGGCCCCUACAAUAUCGCACUUUUCCUGUCCGCGUUCAGAGAGCGUUUCUCCCUGCACGACUGUCAGAGCAACUACCACCUGGACAGAAGCGUUCAGAUCGUGAGGAUCGUCGCCGCCACCCACUGCUGCGUCAACCCCGUGCUCCACGCGGUCCUCGACACCACGUUCCGAAGACACCUCUGCCGCCUGUGCUGUCUGCGGGGUGACAGUCCGCUUCGGGGCGCUGAGGGCUCCGCACAAGACGCGUCAGUGGAGGAACAUGACGAUUCCACCAGAGUGUAAACAGGCUUCCGUCAACGGCGGGAUAAAUAAACAUCGGGUUUUGUAUUGCUGCA
This is a messenger RNA of Lynx canadensis (Canada lynx), 1436 nucleotides long. RefSeq names its product C-C motif chemokine receptor like 2 (gene CCRL2). Lineage: Eukaryota; Metazoa; Chordata; Mammalia; Carnivora; Felidae. The record is from RefSeq and is a predicted model, not a curated record. Gene Ontology annotation, molecular function: chemokine receptor activity. The coding region runs from base 334 to 1383 and encodes 349 amino acids. Gene Ontology annotation, biological process: immune response; inflammatory response; G protein-coupled receptor signaling pathway. Gene Ontology annotation, cellular component: cytoplasm; membrane. The transcript is spliced from 2 exons.